Molecule: messenger RNA, 291 nt
Organism: Eruca vesicaria subsp. sativa (arugula)
Lineage: Eukaryota; Viridiplantae; Streptophyta; Magnoliopsida; Brassicales; Brassicaceae
Source: the annotation of a GenBank genome assembly
AUGAAAGGAGGAAAAUCAAAGACUGAAACCAGGAGCUCCAAGCUCUCUGUGGCAAAGAAGCCUGCAAAAGCAGCAGGUCGUGGCAAAGCGGCGGCUAAGGAUCCUAACAAACCUAAGAGACCUGCCAGUGCCUUCUUCGUUUUCAUUAUACAAUCUGAACAUGUCAUUAGUUAUUCGAGAGUAGAGGAAGGUCCAAAGGAGGAUGAGGAGGAGUCUGACAAGUCUGUGUCUGAGGUGAAUGAUGAGGAGGAUGCGGAUGAUGGUAGUGAUGAGGAGGAAGACGAUGACUAA